This is a messenger RNA of Hyaloperonospora brassicae, 861 nucleotides long. The record is from the annotation of a GenBank genome assembly. Lineage: Eukaryota; Oomycota; Peronosporomycetes; Peronosporales; Peronosporaceae.
AUGUUGCACGGCUCUGGACAAGCGACAGCGUGGAUACGUCGUGCUGGUCUCGCUCAGAGCUGGAAUGAUCUACAGCUGGAGCAGUCGGCAGUGGAACAUGUGGAGAAGGCGGUCGUCGAAGAACUGGCCCGUGAUGUAGACGACUUGUCGACUAUUUUCGAGGGCCUUGUGGACGGAGCAGACAUUUCGCUGCCUUGCGACGACGGCCACGACGGAACUUGGAUCGACAGUUUGGAUGACGACGGGGUGGAUGUGAUUGAGCUCUCGUCUGCGUUCGACGUGCUGAUGGAGGAGCAAGGAGAGGCGAUGGCGGUCUCUGACUCGGGCGAUGGCUCGAACGACGAGGAGGAGGACGACACUGACGACGAGGAUGCGACGACGGACGAGACGGAGGUGACUGAUAGCAGUGUUACGGAUAUCGCUGACAUCCACAUCAUUCCGUCUGCGCCCGUUUGGGCGAGCAUGGCUCCGCUGGACCCUCGCUCCUGCAUCCGCACACCAGUGUUUUCGGACCUGGAUACGCGAAUCCCGCGCGUCCAAGUACCUCGAAUCGACCUGUCUUUCUCAGCCCAUCGCGUAGUUAUGCUGGCUGCUGGUGUCGCGGACGUCAGUCAGCCUGAACAGUCGAUGUCGCCGCCGAAAGAAAAGGCCAAGGUCGCAAAGUGUGCGCACAACUCCGAGACGUGCUGGGUGUGCAAGAGUUCCAAGUCAGUAGAGCAGAAGCGUGCGCUGCAUCGUUAUUACGAGAAGCGGGCGCGUCGCAACUGGAAACGGGGUCCUCGGUACACUGGCCGCAGCAACGUGGCGUCGUCACGUGUGCGCGACAGCGGGCGGUUUACGUGCACGACACGAUGGAUCUGA